Botrytis fragariae is the source of this 618-nucleotide messenger RNA. RefSeq lists its product as uncharacterized. NCBI's taxonomy places the organism in Eukaryota, Fungi, Ascomycota, Leotiomycetes, Helotiales, Sclerotiniaceae. The record is from RefSeq and is a predicted model, not a curated record. Bases 1 to 618 code for a protein of 205 amino acids. The transcript is spliced from 2 exons.
AUGGGUACAUUUCUGGUUUUUUGCACGGCUCAAAUACCAAACGAGACACUUUCAGUCUUCGUAACGCAAUCUACCCAGGCCAAAAGCGCACCCGAAAGCCCAUGGAUCCUUCAAAGAUCUCCGGAUGAAGAUGUCCACGGACCGGAACUUACUCUUCCUCUAUCAAGUUCAUCAUUCACUACUGGUUUUCAAAACGCAUCUCCUGAGGCGUUACAAAAGUUCAUGAUGGAAAAUGUCGUCGACCGUCACGACUUUCCCAACUUCGAGGGUGGAAUUGAAUGGAAUCAAUUUGUAGUUCUGGAUUCCCAAAGUGCAGAGGACAAAAGUACUUGCUUGGUUUAUCAUUGCAUGAGACGCAUGCCGGAAGGUUCGGCGGAAGAUGAAUGGGAUGAAAAGAAGCUCGUUAGUGAAUGGAAGGUCUGGCGCGUCAAGUUUCUCGUGGCAUGGUGGCUGAUUAGUGGACUGUGUAUGAAUGAUCAAGCUCUCUUCCAGGUUCUCGAAGAUGAGAGGGAUACAUAUACCGACAAAGACGGAGUGUUGCAGAUGCCAUAUUUGGAGAAUGAUGAGUAUGAGUAUCCGGAUUUGGAGGAUCGUGUCCCAUGGGGACCAACUCCUUAG